This is a messenger RNA of Hippocampus comes (tiger tail seahorse), 4808 nucleotides long. It is a transcript of the gene gtf2ird1, whose product is annotated as GTF2I repeat domain containing 1. Gene Ontology annotation, molecular function: DNA-binding transcription factor activity. The transcript is spliced from 27 exons. Lineage: Eukaryota; Metazoa; Chordata; Actinopteri; Syngnathiformes; Syngnathidae. Bases 354 to 3389 code for a protein of 1011 amino acids. The record is from RefSeq and is a predicted model, not a curated record. Gene Ontology annotation, cellular component: nucleus.
UUCCCGGAGUUUUUCCGGUUAAUCCUGCUCGGCCCCACCGGCCGCAGCCAAUGGACGCUGCCGUUGAGUUGGGGUUGGGAUUAGCAGGAGGGCGAAUGACUUUCAAUUUUACUGGAUUACAGAACAAAGAACGAGAAGGAGGUGCAAAAAGGACACUUCUACUCGUGCUGCUGUGGAAGAAAAACAAGAGCGAGAGACGGGGAUACAAAGAUUGAGAUUAAGAUUACGGCCGUUUUUUUUUUGUCGAAGUGUUUUGAGCAACAUUCGUGUUUUUUUUUUUAAACGAUGGAUUAAAAAAAAUUCCGGGAUUGACAGCAGCCGACAAAAGCGAUUUAAUCGCGAAUUAAGAGGCCAUGUCUCAAAUGAGGAAGCUGGCAUGUGACGGCGUGCGGCCCACCUCCCGCUGUGACCCUCCGGUUCCGGCGCUGUCGGCCAGGCAGGAGAUCCUCACCAGCUUGGUGUCGGCCCUGGACUCUGUGUGUAUGGCCAUGUCCAAGCUCAACGCGGAAGUGGCCUGCAUCACCGUCCACGAGGACAGCGUCAUCGCACUCGGCACGGAAAAGGGGCGAAUUUUCCUCAACUCUAAGAGAGAAAUACAGACCGAAUUCUACAAGCAUUGCCGGGCGCCCACUUGCCUCCCCAACAUGACCGUCGCCAAAGACCAAGACGUGGAACCGGGCAAGGCGGGAAAGGAAGGCGAGCACGGGAAAAUCGGCAGAACACCCGCACUCCCGCUGCCGCCGCCGCCACCACCACCGGACACUCAGUCCAACAUUUUUGUCCUAAGGAAGAUGGUGGACGAGGUCUUCACCGUUCUCUACAGUGAAGCGGCCGGAAAGAGCACCCUGGUGCCUGUGCCUUACGAGUGGCUCCAGAAAGAGCCCGCUUGCCUUGUGGCCCGCGGCCUACCGGAAGGCGUUUCCUUGAGGAAGCCAUCCGAGUAUGACUCCAAGACGCUCAUAAAGAUUCUGGAGCAAAGCCACAGGAUACACUUCACCGUCACAAGGCCGACGGAAGACUUGUCUCGCGAAGCCAAAUCGGCGAGCGCGGAGCUGGGCCAUCAAAGCUCUUCCGGCAGCCCCGUGGCUCAGGGCGGCGCUGGCCCAGUCAAGACUACUGCCCAGGUAGUCACACCGUCAAGUCCCGCCACUUCCGCCAACUCUGUUCUCUCAAACUUCCUGUACGGCAUGCCCAUGUCCUCCAAACCCCACCCAGAUGGUCCGCUGGACUUCAAACCCUCGUCGCUCCUCAACCUGGGCAAGGACCGACUGGCCAAGUGGACAGACAAGGGCGCAUGUGGGAAGGAAGCUGCUAGCAUUGAUGAGACAACAAAAGUACCCGGUGAGCAGGGUCAGACACCUGCGAGUGUCCACAUAUCCAAGAGGCUACUUUUCUCCAUCGUGCACGAAAAAUCAGAAAAAUGGGACUUGUUCAUCCGGGAGACGGAGGAUAUUAACACGUUAAGGGAAUGCGUCCAGAUCCUCUUCAACAGCAGAUAUGCCGAGGCCCUCGGUCUGGACCACAUGGUGCCGGUGCCCUACCGCAAGAUCGCGUGCGACCCGGGCGCGGUGGAGAUCCUGGGCAUCCCGGACCAGAUUCCCUUCAAGCGUCCGUGCACCUACGGGGUCCCCAAACUCAAACGCAUCCUGGAUGAGAGACACGCCAUCCGAUUCGUGGUCAGGCGGAUGUUUGAUGAAAAGAUUUUCACAGCUGCCGGCAAGAUGUCGAAGGAGGAAAGCAAGCCGGACGCUGGGGCCGCCGCCCCCGAAGACACUCUGACCGAGAACCCGAGCCUCACGCCCCCUGCCGCGGAGCUGCCGGUCAAUCCUCACAGCAACAGGUCGACCGGCGUCUGCGCGAGUCCCCCGGCCGAGCGCGAAGCAGGUCCUUCGGCAGAUUGCCUGCCCGUGAAGAGGAUUAAAACGGAGCCUCCGGAUGGGGACAUCAUUCAAGUGACUGUGCCGGAAGCCGGCUCCGGUGCGGAGGAGGCCAGCGAGCCGGCACCCGAGCCUGCCUCAUGUGGGGCCACGUCCUCUCCCUCGCGUCCCUCGGGUGCCUCGGCCCUCCACCACCCGGCGGAGAGCCACGCAGCCGGCGAAGCCUUGUCACCCAACGCGGCACCCCAGGGCAUCCGAAGACCCCCUGAAGCCGGAAGACUGGUGGAGGACAUUGGUGAAAUGAUUCUUCAGCUGCGCAGACAAGUGGAGAAUUUAUUCAGCAUGAAGUACGCCGAAGCUUUGGGCCUCCCCGAGCCGGCCAAGGUGCCCUACUCCAAGUUCCAGAUGUACCCCGAGGACCUGUUCGUCACCGGGUUGCCCGAGGGCAUCGCGUUGCGUCGGCCCAACUGCUUCGGGGCGGCCAAGUUGCGCAAGAUCCUGGCCGCCGCCAGCCACAUCCGGUUCGUCAUCAAAACGCCCAAGCUGCUGAGCGAGCACGUCAAACAAGAGUUGCCUUCUGUCUGCGACUCGGAGCCGGACGCCAAGGAAGUGACGCCGCUGACGGAAGACGCCGCAGUGUUGUCCAAGAGACCCGCUUUCUCAGAGGGCCUGGAGUCCAAGCUGUCCCGGAUCGACCUGGCCAACACCCUGCGGGAGCAGGUCCAGGACCUGUUCAACAGGAAGUACGGCGAGGCGCUGGGCAUUAAGUACCCGGUCCAAGUGCCUUACAAGCGCAUCAAGAACAACCCGGACUCUGUCAUCAUCGAGGGACUCCCGCCCGGCAUCCCCUUCCGGAAGCCCUGCACCUUCGGCUCCCAGAACCUGGAGCGCAUCCUGGCAGUCGCCGACAAAAUCAACUUCACCAUCACCAGACCUUUCCAAGGCCUCAUUCCAAAGCCGGCACCUCGACGGGUCACUUUACUCAAGAAGGCGUACGCUGCCAUAAAUGACGACGACGAUGACGAUGACGUCAACCGAGUCGGGGAGAAGGUGGUCCUCCGCGAGCAGGUCAAGGAGCUGUUUAACAAGAAAUACGGCGAGGCUCUGGGGCUCGACCGCGCCGUGGCUGUGCCGUACAAGCUGAUCCGUGGCAGCCCGGAGUGUGUGCAAGUGGACGGGCUCCCCAAAGACGUGCCCUUCCGCAACCCGGGUGCCUACGACGCCGCUUGCCUGGAGAGGAUCCUCCACGCCAAAGACAAAAUCAGCUUCAGCGUCAAGAGCCAGCUACAGCCUUUUUCAGAACUGUGCAGUCAGCCUUGCAACACAGCGUUAGCGCCCGAAGCCUCUACCAGUCGAAGAAAGCGCAAGCGAGUCCAGGAGACCCACAGAGGACCCGCCCCCUCCUCCACAGAGCUUGCUCCGCCGGCCAGUCAGAUUCCAGUCAUGUGGCCCAUGUACAUGGUGGACUACAGUGGAGUCAACAUGCAAGUACCAGGAAAAGUCAACUACUGAAGGGAGUCAGAGCCCAGAAAUGGCGUGGUCAACAAUCUGCCAUGGCGAUGAUGAUUAUCAUUAUUGUUGUGUUUUGUUUUCUCAUUUGUUUGCUAACAUUAGCACUAAAAAAGUCACGUCGUGUAUGUGUGCGCGCUCGCGCGAUUAGCAUCCACACCGUUAUUACUAACACUAUAAGUCACAGUGACAUCUUGUGUUAAGUUUGUACCUUUUUUAUUUAUUCUAUUUAUUAAAAUGUAACAUCGCCAUAUGCAGGGAUGCUAACUAAAACAAUAACGCUUAGCGGGGCCCACAUACUCUGGAUUGAUAAAAAAAAAUAAUAAUGCAGCAGUCUAUCUUCAUUUGAGUUAAUUUGUGGCAAUGGCUGUGUCCAAAUUCACAGGCUGCGUCCUCUGAAGGCCGCAUGACAUCACUUCCGACGCAACUCAACAGCACAUGGUUUCGAAGGUCUCGUAAGACAAUUCGCAGGCUGCGACCUUUAAUACUUUCAAAGGCUCCUAAUGUCGCAUCCCUGGACCGCAUAAACCGUGGCGAAUUUGACCACCGUGUGCGGUCAAGUCACGCCGGAAGUGACGUCAUGCGGACUUAAGAGGGCUCAGCCUGUGAAUUUGAACGCAGGCAAUGUAUUCACUCUAGCUGGUGCAAAAAGCUACCGUAGGCUUCAACAUCUUCACCCUGGUAAACCAGUCGGCAGCCAGCUAGCAUAAGAAUUAAUAAUCACUCUUGUCAUUCCAGCUAACGGAUUGUCAUCUUGGGUUAGACACACCAAUAUUGCAGUCCACAUUUUAAUUCUGGCAAAGUAGUUAGUGGCUGCCUCGCACAAGAAGCCAUCUACAGCUUCAAGCUGGCAAGCAUGCGAAGCUAACCCAGCUGUUGAAAUCUUAUAGGCCAGCUAAAGAACGAUCCCCCACCCCCAAACCGUUUGAAUUAGUUUUGUAUCCAGCGUAUGGACGCCCCCUGUAGGAGCUUGAGAUUAAUACAGCCUUUUGUACCUUAGCAGAUUUAUUCGAAGCCAUUUGAGCAUUUAUUCGAUAUUCUUGAUGUUUUCGGACGUUUUUUCACGCCGCCGUUUGACAUUUCUGCGUACAAGUAGGACAACUUCAACAUCAUACAAUUCCACCAGUUAGCAUCUGGCGCUUCACUUAAUAGUACUAGUUGCAUGCAGAUGAUAAAUUGUGGCAAAGCGCACUAGCCCACGGAGCUUAAACUGCAUAUCGAGGAUAUGGAAUAAAUGCUCCAAGGGCUUGAAGUAUAUGUACCAUAAUAUUACGUGGCUAAAACAAGUCAGUCUGAAUGUAUCAAGCGGGGCCUGUCCGACCCUGACUUACCAGUAAAGAAUGCUAUGAUGACUAACCCCCAUGUAAACAUGCUGUACCUUAACGCCAAUUAGGCCUUUCCAAAUAAAAUGUGUUGCCUUGA